AUGAAGGCCUCCGCUAUUCUCUCCCUCGUUGCCCUUGCUGGCCUCACCAUCGCCGCUCCUGCUGUUGGCAACGACAAUGUCCAUGGUAGCGGGGACAUCCACAGGCGUGGUGGUGGCUGGGGAGAGAAGCCCAAAGCCGUUGCCGUCGAGGCAGUCGAAGUCCCCGUCGCUGUUAAGGAGCCCCAGGAGCACUGGCACAAGCCCGCUCCUCAGCCCAAGCCCCAGCCUGUCCCUGUCAAGUCCAACGAGUACUCCAAGGAGGCUGGCAAGAAGUGGGGCAAGGAGGGCGGUUCCGCUGGUGAGGAAGACUACAAGAGCGUCCAGGACAACGAGUCCGCAUCCUUCAGCAAGAGCUUCGGCGAGACUACCGAUCACAAGACGGGCAAGAACUGGGGCAAGGAGGGUGGUGAGGAGAAGGAGAAGGAGCAGGGCAAGUCUCAGCAGUAA
Messenger RNA from Aspergillus costaricaensis CBS 115574, 447 nucleotides. RefSeq lists its product as uncharacterized. The record is from RefSeq and is a predicted model, not a curated record. The transcript is spliced from 2 exons. NCBI's taxonomy places the organism in Eukaryota, Fungi, Ascomycota, Eurotiomycetes, Eurotiales, Aspergillaceae. The coding region runs from base 1 to 447 and encodes 148 amino acids.